Pseudonaja textilis is the source of this 2084-nucleotide messenger RNA. It is a transcript of the gene CX3CL1, whose product is annotated as C-X3-C motif chemokine ligand 1. Gene Ontology annotation, cellular component: extracellular region. Gene Ontology annotation, molecular function: chemokine activity. The record is from RefSeq and is a predicted model, not a curated record. Gene Ontology annotation, biological process: immune response. NCBI's taxonomy places the organism in Eukaryota, Metazoa, Chordata, Lepidosauria, Squamata, Elapidae.
GCCAGCAAACGGCAGCAGCGGAGCAAGCGGAGAGAAGGCAAUUCAGACCGAGAAGCCCCCCAGACGCCGCACCGGCUCAAGGCGACCGUGGCCCGUCGGGGUGCCCUCGGGGUGCCCCGAGGACGCCCCGCUCUCGGCGGCGGGACCAUGCCUGAUGUCGGACGGAUCCUGCUGGCGCUGCUGGCGCUGGCGGUCGCUUGCAAGGGGCCCAUCCCGGCGGUGGCAGGAGAACCUGAUACCACCAAAGUCUGUGAAAGGGAAUGCCCCAACUAUUUAAAGAACAAACUUCCUUCGAGUGUACUAGAGGGCUACACAAUUAGCAUCUGCAGAGCCAAGACGUCAAUCAUACUGGAAACAAAGAAAAAUAAAAUUUUUUGUGCCAACCCAGACCAUGACUGGGUCAAGAAAGCUAUGCAGGACAUAGAUGCAAGGACUAUAUACGCCACCACGGAAAACCUCCCUGCAGUUAACAGACAUUCAGGAGAAGCUGAAAUGGAGGUUGGUGACAACGCUCAGCCCACAAACAAAGUGAGCACAACAACCGCCCACAAGACAGCAACAUCCCCUGUGAGAACCACAGCAGAUCCCCAACCUUUUGUGGAAAGAGGGCUGGCUGGCUUGGAGGCCACCCCGUCUUCUCCAUCGUUGACUCCUCCUCAACCAGAAACCAUUGCUGAUAAAUCCACCUUUCCACCUGACCCGAUUGCACAUCACGAGGCAGGGUCAGAAAACUUUGAGGAGCACAAAAGAUUGGGGGAACAUUUCACGCCAACCAAGAAAGGCCUGGAGGACUUCUCUAGAACAACCCAGCGGUUGGUGUCCCCGCCGGUGCCUUUUCCAGGAACUGACCAAACAAGGACCCAGAGUCCUACGUCUGUUUCAGAAACUCUUGUGAGUCCUUCAGCCCGUCCUUCCAUGAACUCUUCUGCCAGCAAGCUUCUCCUGGAAUUUGUCACAAAAGAUAAGACGUUGAUUACGAUACCCACCAAGCUCUCCACCUCUCCCGAGCUGUUUUUAAGCAGCUUCAACGCAGACCAUAAACCACCGUCCGUUGAGGGUGCCACAACUCAACUUCCUAUCAACUCUAGUCGCCCUUCAAGCACACAGUUUGGUUCUGAUAGAACCGGCCUCGAUUCUGUCCAGUUUCAAGGUGUGAUUGAUGCAGAAGGUGAAGGAGGCACCACGCAAACACCUCUAUCUAUUGGAACUGGUCCUUCAAGUAGAACUUCCUCCAAACCUUCAUUCACUCUCCCAGUUCCAGGUUAUCACCAAGAAAUGUUUAAUGGGAGUGCUCCGAUAUCCAACCCAAACACCUCACCAACAACUUUAGAUUUCUAUCCCCAUCCCCAACCUAUGGUACAAAACUACAUCAUCCCCGUACUUUCUAUUGGGGGUGUCCUCUGUGUCUUCUUGGCAGUUGGUGUCUUAGUCUACCUUAAGCGCAACAUAUGUACCGAACGGUCAUCUAAGAGGCAGGUUCAAGGACUGAUGUAUUACCCCUGUGACUCUCAGGCUGAGACCUAUCCCCUGGAAAUGGUUUGACCUUUCCAUCUUUUUCCAUCUUAUUGUAAAAGAGGGAUGGACUGGGCUAGUAGCACAACUGAUGGGAGUCCUGUCUGUUCUCCCUCUUCUUCUCUGCCAAAGUCAACAUGGUUUGCAGCUGUUGGUCAGAGGAUGCACUAAAGCAUAACGACAUAUUGGUCCUAUGAGGUGUUUUAGCAUUAUGAGAUAUAUUUUAGCUAUGGAGCAAGGACAGAGUCUUCAACGUGGGAAGCAGGCCUCCAUAUACCAAAGCAAGAACAUUCAUUGGAAGAAAAGAGAACUAUCUAUCCCUUCCUAGGCUGAAUCUGGCUAGGUCCCAAUAGGUUGUCGGUACGGUUUGAUUGUAACUGAUGCUUGAGUUGAGCCAUAAAGGAUGAGCAGGGCUGGCCCAGAAUAUCUACCUGUUUGAGAUGAAAGAGGUGCCUAUUACCCUCCUCUACUCUUCUAGGUUUACUAUGGAGGUUGACCCAGCGGGUGGUUGCAUUUUCUUCCACUGCUGGUGAAAAAAAAAGCACAAAUCCAGAGGUUGUGCCCUGCAGGAU